Molecule: messenger RNA, 3036 nt
Organism: Girardinichthys multiradiatus
Lineage: Eukaryota; Metazoa; Chordata; Actinopteri; Cyprinodontiformes; Goodeidae
Gene: prkcda
Product: protein kinase C, delta a
Exons: 18
Coding region: 155-2209 (684 amino acids)
Biological process (GO): peptidyl-serine phosphorylation; intracellular signal transduction
Molecular function (GO): diacylglycerol-dependent serine/threonine kinase activity; ATP binding
Source: RefSeq, a predicted model, not a curated record
UUUUUGUUUUUUUAAUUAAGAGUUGCUCUUACCGCCCUGCUUUUGUAAACUGAAGUGUCGCGACGGAUUUAGUGAUCUGUCAAACUGAACGAUUGCGCCACGGGUCACCUAAGGAAAAUAACAGUAUCGACAGGUUCUCCUGGUACUCGUCACCAUGGCUCCUUUCUUGAGGAUCGCCUUCAACACAUACGAUAUGGGUGUACUGUCUUCUUCAACUGAACAACCCUUCUGUGCUAUCAAGAUGAAGGAAGCACUGACUACAGAACGAGGUAAGACACUCGUUCAGAGAAAGCCCACCAUGUACCCGGCCUGGAAAGCCAGCUUUGAUGCGCACAUCUACGAGGGGCGUGUGCUUGAGAUACUGCUGAUGAAGACAGCGGAGGAGCCGCUUGCCGAGGUCACCAUCGGUGUCUCAGUUCUCGCUGAGCGCUGCAAGAAGGCCAACGGACGUGCUGAAUUCUGGGUGGAUCUCCAUCCUGCAGGGAAAGUCAUGAUGGCAGUGCAGUAUUUUCUGGAGGAUGUGGAUACAGAGAGUAAGCAAGCUGCGAAGGAGGAAGAGGCGCCUACACUGAACCGUAGACGAGGAGCCAUUAAGCAAGCAAAGAUCCACUUCAUAAAGAACCACGAGUUCAUCGCCACAUUCUUCAGACAACCCACUUUCUGCUCUGUGUGCAGAGAAUUUGUCUGGGGACUCAACAAGCAAGGCUAUAAAUGCAGACAAUGCAAUGCAGCCAUCCAUAAGAAAUGCAUAGACAAAAUCAUAGGCAGAUGCACUGGUACUGCAGCCAACAGUCGGGAUACUGUGUUCCAAAAGGAGCGGUUUAAGAUCGACAUGCCCCACCGUUUCAAGAUCUACAACUAUAUGAGUCCCACUUUCUGUGACCACUGCGGGAGCCUGCUGUGGGGUCUGGUUAAGCAGGGCCUGAAGUGUGAAGACUGUGCCAUGAACGUGCACCACAAGUGUCAGGACAAAGUGGCCAACCUUUGUGGGAUCAAUCAGAAGCUUCUAGCUGAAGCACUAACACAAGUCAGUCAGAAAUCUUCCACUCGUCGCUCAGAUCCCGACCUGCAGGGUCUUGCUGAUAUUGGAAUAUAUGAUGAAGUAAACAAACUUGCUGGACUUGAGAUCAACGAUGGGUCUCCAUACGGCAGACUGUGGGAAGGAUCCACCCAAAGACCACAGUCUCGUAUUACCCACCUGACCCGUGUCAAUGUUGACAACUUCAUCUUCCACAAGGUGUUAGGAAAAGGGAGCUUUGGAAAGGUCCUCCUUGCAGAGCUGAAAGGGCGUGGAGAGUAUUUUGCCAUAAAGGCUCUGAAGAAGGAUGUGGUACUGAUGGAUGAUGAUGUCGAGUGCACUAUGGUGGAGAAGAGGGUUUUGGCUUUAGCCUGGGAAAACCCCUUCCUCACCCACGUUUACUGCACCUUCCAGACAAAGGAGCAUCUGUUCUUCGUGAUGGAGUAUCUGAAUGGAGGCGAUUUGAUGUUUCACAUUCAGGAAAAAGGACGCUUUGAACUUAACAGAGCCACGUUUUACUCUGCUGAGAUCGUUUGUGGUCUUCAGUUCUUGCACUCCAAGGGGAUCAUUUACAGAGAUCUUAAAUUAGACAAUGUGAUGCUGGAUUACCUUGGCCACAUAAAGAUCGCUGACUUUGGUAUGUGCAAGGAGAACGUGUUUGGGGAGAAUCGGGCCACAACUUUCUGUGGUACCCCUGACUACAUCGCUCCUGAGAUCCUGCUGGGACAGAAGUACUCGUUCUCUGUUGACUGGUGGUCGUUUGGAGUGUUGCUGUACGAGAUGCUGAUCGGUCAGUCGCCCUUUCACGGCGAUGACGAGGAUGAGUUGUUUGAGUCCAUCCGCAUGGACACUCCCCACUAUCCUCGCUGGAUCAAUAAGGAGGCCAAAGACCUGCUCGAACGGUUGUUUGAAAGAGACCCAACACGCAGACUAGGAGUUGUGGGAAACCUCCAGUUACACCCAUUCUUCAAGACCAUUAACUGGCAGUCCUUGGAGAGUAGAGAGGUUGACCCACCCUUCAAACCUAAAGUGAAAGCACCAAACGACUGCAGUAACUUCGAUCGGGAGUUCCUCAAUGAGAAGGCGCGGCUUUCUUACAGCGAUAAGAACUUCAUAGACUCCAUGGACCAGUCUGCGUUUGCUGGCUUUUCCUUCAUAAACCCCAAGAUGGAGCACCUUCUAGAGAAGUGAUUGUUUUUACCACCAGCCUGAAUCCGGAGUCUCUCCUGUUGUUUAUGGGACGUUUCACCUGCUUACAGACAUGAGGGUUUUCCUCAAAUAAAUCAGUAUUUAUGUAACUUUCAUUUCAGGUGCAAACUAUUCCCCAUUGGUACAUAUAGAAAAUAAAUGCCUGUACUGUAUAUACUAUUGUUAUUGUACUUGUGUGCAUGCUCAUUAUUGGUUACGGCUGUGAAAGCCUCUUUGAGUAAUAAUAAGGUGGGAGGCUGAAAACACUUUCACUCCCUGUAAUGUGAGUGCAACCAUCUGCAAACCUUUUGUUUCGUUCAUCAUGAAUGGCUCAGAUCAACAUGUCUGUGUUCAAACUGUAGAUCAGUAAGGAAUGUUAUUUUUCUGAAACCUCUGGAUUCUUGCUUUCGACUUCAUUGCUUUGAAGUACAGUAAGAUUCAGCUGUGGUUGUGCUGUUUACUGAAGAUGAAAAGAUCAAAUUUAAACACCACCAGCUGCCCUCUGCUGUAUAAAAUGCUCCCGUGUUUGGACCGUGGUGAAUUUGGUGAAGUCAUGGGUACAGAAAGUUUAAUAAUGUUAUCUGAAUAUAGUUAGGGAGCAGGACAUCACUGAAUUGCUGUAUAUACGUAUUUUAGAUGUAUAUUGCUGUAACAUGUAUAUUGGUUCGGUAAUGAUGUACUUUUUUUUUACCAUCUAUAUUUACAUCUGAUUUUAGAAAAACAUCAGCUCCCAAGACUGCUGCUUUUUUGUAUGUAACAAUAAAGCUGUUAGAGGUGUAUGUAAACAUAAUCUAUGGUCCAAAGCAUUCAUAUUAAAAAGAUCUCAUGUG